Columba livia (rock pigeon) is the source of this 1728-nucleotide messenger RNA. It is a transcript of the gene CNBP, whose product is annotated as CCHC-type zinc finger nucleic acid binding protein. The record is from RefSeq and is a predicted model, not a curated record. The transcript has 5 exons. Bases 260 to 778 code for a protein of 172 amino acids. Gene Ontology annotation, cellular component: cytoplasm. Gene Ontology annotation, biological process: positive regulation of cytoplasmic translation. Lineage: Eukaryota; Metazoa; Chordata; Aves; Columbiformes; Columbidae. Gene Ontology annotation, molecular function: single-stranded RNA binding; translation regulator activity; mRNA binding.
UCCCGUCCCGCUCGCUGCUCCCAAGGCGGCGAACGCGCACAGAGCCCGGUGUGCGCCUCCCAUCCGCCGGGAGCCAACCGGGGCUGCGGAGCGCGGGGAGGGGGCACGGAGCGGGCGGCUCUGCCGCGUUGUGCUGCAUCACCGGGCGGCCCCUGGCGUGAGGCGGCGGGCGGGCGGUGAAGCUCGCUGCGCCUUCCAGGGGAGCGCGGGCACGGCGGAGGGCAGGGAGCCGGAGCUGCCCGGGCGGUGAUCUGCAGCCAUGAGCAGCAACGAAUGCUUCAAGUGUGGACGCACUGGCCACUGGGCUCGGGAGUGCCCGACUGGAAUUGGCCGUGGUCGUGGGAUGAGAAGCCGCGGCAGAGCAGGCUUCCAGUUCAUGUCUUCAUCUCUCCCGGAUAUCUGUUACCGCUGUGGUGAGUCUGGCCAUCUUGCCAAGGACUGUGACCUUCAGGAGGAUGAAGCCUGCUAUAACUGCGGUAGAGGUGGCCACAUUGCGAAGGACUGCAAGGAGCCCAAGAGGGAGAGGGAGCAGUGCUGCUACAACUGCGGCAAACCCGGCCACCUGGCUCGGGACUGCGACCACGCAGACGAGCAGAAGUGCUAUUCUUGUGGAGAGUUUGGACACAUUCAAAAAGACUGCACCAAAGUGAAAUGCUAUAGGUGUGGUGAAACUGGCCAUGUAGCCAUCAACUGCAGCAAGACCAGUGAAGUCAACUGCUACCGCUGCGGCGAGUCAGGGCACCUUGCACGGGAAUGCACAAUUGAAGCUACAGCCUAAUUAUUUUCCUUUGUCGCCCCUCCUUUUUCGAUUGAUGGUUGUAUUAUUUUUCUCUGAAUCCUCUUCACUGGCCAAAGGUUGGCAGAUAGAGGCUACUCCCAGGCCAGUGAGCUUUACUUGCCGUGUAAAAGGAGGAAAGGGGUGGAAAAAUCAACUUUCUGCAUUUAACUACAAAAAAUGUUUAUGUUUAGUUUGGUAGAGGUGUUAUGUAUAAUGCUUUGUUAAAGAACCCCCUUUCCGUGCCACUGGUGAAUAGGGAUUGAGUGGGAAGAGUUGAGUCAGACCAGCAAAAACCCUCUCUGGGUUACAGGGAAGUGAUCCUAUGCAGGAGGAAAGAAAUUCUGGAAGUGUCGAAACUUCCUCAUAACUUUAAUUUUAUCACAAUGGCCUUGGAUUGUCUGACCUCAGUAGCUGUUAACACCAAGUAAUAUCUGUAUCAGGCCCUAGCUAGAGCAUAUAGCUGAGUGGGAGUAAACAAACACGAUGCACAUGCCUGUUAAUGGCCAUGAGAGAGAGAGAGAAAUCGGGAAUAACCUUAAAAGUAACAGUAAUUCAGUCAACGAAUGUUCACGUUGGAGAUACAGAACGCAAUGGGAAGCUUUUGAAUAAAUAUUUCAAAGUAAAUCUGAAACCCAGACAUCAGUGCUCAUAGCGUAUACAAUUUGGAGCUAUUCAGGAGUUGCAAAUAAAUGCAUUUUCACAGAAAUCAAGAUGUUAUUUUUGUAUACUAUAUCACUUAGACAACUGAGUUUCAUUUGCUUGUAAUCAGUUUUUAAAGUAAGAUGGUAAAAGCAAUUGAAGUCCUAGAACAUAGAAAAUGUAAUUUUAAACUAUCAAUAAAGCUGGAGGAGGAAGGGGAGUCUGGCUAAAGUUCCUUUUGUUUAGUUUUGGUUCUCAUGUACACAGUGCAAAGUAACACAUUAAAAAGGGGUAUGUGGAGGUGUAAAAAA